Molecule: messenger RNA, 971 nt
Organism: Erythranthe guttata (spotted monkey flower)
Lineage: Eukaryota; Viridiplantae; Streptophyta; Magnoliopsida; Lamiales; Phrymaceae
Product: putative protein phosphatase 2C 55
Biological process (GO): protein dephosphorylation
Molecular function (GO): protein serine/threonine phosphatase activity
Source: RefSeq, a predicted model, not a curated record
AAAUAAUUAAUUAAUUAAUUAAUGGCAAAGCUGAAGAUGCUUGCAGAAUCUUACUACAUACCAAAGAAUGAAACAGGCGAUGACGCCACCUUUUUCAGCCAGUCAGCGCAGGUGAUCGGAGUUGCCGACGGAGUCGGCGGGUGGUCGACGGAAGGCAUCGACGCCGGAGAAUACGCAAGACAGCUCAUGAGAAACGCCUAUGCCGCCGCGGUCAAGGAGUACCGCCACCGCCCCAUAUUCCAAGUGGACCCCAAGGAAGUUCUCAGGCAUGCUUUCUUGAAUACCGCGGAGAUGGGUUCUUCCACGGCCUGCAUAAUAUCAUUCGCCGCCGCCCCCGUCGGAAAAAUGAUUCUCCGGGCGGCGAAUGUGGGCGACAGCGGAUUCAUGGUGAUCAGGGGCGGCGGGACUGUUUACAGGUCGCCGGUGCAGCAGCACAGUUUCAACUUCCCUUACCAGUUGGAGUAUUCGUCGGAGAAGCACAGCCACCGGCAGGCGGCGGAGCUGGCGGUGGAGGUGGAGAGCGGCGACGUUGUCGUCGCCGGGACGGACGGUUUGUUUGAUAAUUUAUUCGCCGGGGAUAUAGAGAGGAUUGUUGGGGACUAUUGCAUGGAUUCGAUGUUUUCUUUGUCGGAGACACUGGCUAGGGCGGCGCACGGGAGAUCUCGGGAGACGACGACCGUAAGCCCGUUUCAGGUGGCGGCUAACGAGGCGGGAAUUCGAUAUGUCGGAGGGAAAUUAGAUGACAUCACCGUUGUCGUUGCUUACGUUGUACCCGACACUAGUAGUUCGUACGGAGGCGGCGAUGGUGAUGUUAUGGAUGUUGAUUGUUGAUAUUCUUUAAUUUGUAUAGAUUAUAAAUUCGUCUAAUGUUCAAAUAAUCUAUGUAUUGUGUUUUGGUGAAUUAAUUAAAAUUGAAAAGGGAUUAUUUGGAUGAGAAAUUCGUGAAUUAUAUUGUUUGAUUAUCGUAAUUU